GCCCAUCACCACCUUCCCUUCCCGAAAUUCUCUGCAACCAAACACAAACUCUCGACGGAUCAAACCGUCCAUCACCAACUCCGAACCCAAAACCAAAACCCCACCACACCUUCAAUGUUUUCCACCCUUCUCACAAAUGGGGUUCCCUCAAAAUCUCACCUUUCUCAUCCCCACCUCCCCAAAACCCGUUUCCCCCAUUUCCCAAUCCGCUCCGGAAUCCGCGAAAUCCGAGACAGAAUCAACAGCGUCAAAACCACUCAAAAAAUCACCGAAGCAAUGAAACUAGUCGCCGCCGCCAGAAUCCGCCGCGCACAAGAAGCCGUUAUCAACGGCCGACCCUUCUCCGAAGCCUUCGCCGAAGUCCUCCAAUCCAUCAACCAACAGCUCCAAUCCGACGAUGUCGAAGUUCCUUUAACCGCCGUUCGACCCGUCAAAAACGUCGCCCUCGUUGUCAUCACCGGUGACCGUGGCUUAUGCGGCGGUUUCAAUAACUCCGUUGCCAAAAAAGCAGAAGCCAGAGUUGACGAAUUGAAGAAACUUGGUAUAGGUUGCGUUGUUAUCAGUGUUGGUAAAAAGGGUAAUUCUUAUUUCAAACGUAGGAGUUUUGUUGAAGUUGAUAGAUUCAUUGAAAACCGCGGUUUUCCGACGACAAAAGAUGCUCAGAUUAUUGCUGAUGAUGUUUUCUCACUUUUUGUUAGUGAGGAAGUUGAUAAAGUUGAACUUGUUUACACAAAGUUUGUUUCUUUAGUUAGGUUUAAUCCAGUGAUUCAAACAUUGUUACCAUUAUCGAAAAAAGGCGAAGUCUUCGAUGUGAAUGGGAACUGCGUCGAUGCGACCGGAGAUGAGUUUUUUAGGUUAACUUCCAAGGAUGGAAAAUUGGCUUUGAAGAGAGAUGUUGUGAAGAAGAAAUCGAAUGACUGUGUUCCUAUUAUGGAAUUUGAACAGGAUCCUGCUCAGAUUCUUGAUGCGAUGAUGCCGCUUUAUUUGAAUAGUCAAGUUUUGAAGGCAUUGCAAGAAUCAUUGGCUAGUGAACUUGCUGCUAGAAUGGGUGCUAUGUCUAAUGCGACUGAUAAUGCUGUUGAGUUGACUAAGAAUCUUUCUGUGGUUUAUAAUAGGGAAAGGCAAGCUAAGAUUACUGGUGAGAUUAUGGAGAUUGUGGCUGGAUCUGAAGCAUUGACACCAAUUGAUUGAUCUGGUUUUUUAGAGGUUUGUAAUGUUGAGAGAAUACUGAGAUUCUGAUUAUUGUUGUUGUUAAUAUGGACAGCAUAUGAGAUGAUAGAGUUUUCUUUACAAAUAGGUUGUUGAAAGAUGAUUGAUCAAGAGAUAUAGAAUCUAGGUUGGGGAUUUUGACCCCAAAUUCAUUUACUUGUGGUUCAAGGAAAAUGAUUUGGUUUGCUUUAUUGUUUCUUAUUAUUAGUGGCUGUACAUUUGUAGUUGCAUCAUGCUUGUUACCAAGGCUGUUUUUCGGUUGUGCAAGAUGACAUUUAAGUUUUCA
Lathyrus oleraceus (garden pea) is the source of this 1495-nucleotide messenger RNA. RefSeq names its product ATP synthase gamma chain, chloroplastic. Gene Ontology annotation, biological process: proton motive force-driven ATP synthesis. Gene Ontology annotation, cellular component: chloroplast thylakoid membrane. The record is from RefSeq and is a predicted model, not a curated record. The coding region runs from base 115 to 1191 and encodes 358 amino acids. The transcript has a single exon. Lineage: Eukaryota; Viridiplantae; Streptophyta; Magnoliopsida; Fabales; Fabaceae. Gene Ontology annotation, molecular function: proton-transporting ATP synthase activity, rotational mechanism.